CCUUUUUUUCCUUUUUUUUCUUUAAGCUCAUUUUGUCACUUUGGCAAUCGAUUUCAUGGUCGAAAAUAAAAACGUUCUAGUACAAGAAAAAGGACUUAAGGAUGAGAAUGCUGCACCUAAAAAGCCAUUAUUGAGUAAACCUAAUACACGGCGAGAGAAUCAGUCACAACAGCAACUCGAAGAAGAACUUAAGGCGAGGAUGAUAAAGAGAAGACAAAGAGAAAAGAGGCUGCGAGAGCAAGCAGCAAAAGAUGAUAAAGAUGGCUGUGAAAAGUAUGAAAAGCUAAGCAAGAUCGGUGAAGGAACGUACGGUGUUGUGUUUAAAGCAAUGGAUAAAAAAACAAAACAAUUAGUGGCACUGAAAAAGAUUAGACUUAAUUUGAUGGAAGGUGUACCAACAACAACGAUCCGAGAAAUAUCCAUUUUGAAAGAACUGAAGCAUAAAAAUGUUGUUAGUUUACUUGAUUUGGAGCAAAAGGAUACCUUGAUCUACAUUGCGUUUGAGUUCUUUGAGCUGGAUUUGAGAAAAUACAUGGACAAUGUGAAAAGAGAAGGUCUUAGUAUUGGCCAUAUUAGAAGCUUCAUGCAUCAACUAUUAAAAGGACUUCAUUAUUGCCAUUCACAUCGCAUACUUCAUCGUGAUCUGAAGCCACAGAAUCUAUUGAUUGACAAAACCGGCCGACUUACUAUCGCUGAUCUCGGUCUCUCUCGUGCCUUUGGUGUGCCUAUGCGAACAUAUACUCAUCAAGUGAUCACCCUAUGGUACAGAGCUCCCGAAAUACUGCUGGGUAGCCCACACUAUUCUACAGCUGUAGAUAUGUGGAGUGUGGGUUGCAUAUUUGCUGAAAUGUUGACGAUGCAGCCUCUGUUUCCUGGUGAUUCACAGAUAGAUCAAUUAUUUAAAAUAUUUAGAGCACUUGGUACACCUACGGAAGAAAUGUGGCCAGGUGUAACAGCAUUGCCUGACUUCAAUAAUAACUUUCCACCAUGGAAACCAUCAAAUUUAAAAGAAAGAUUAAAAAAAUAUCCCAACAAUUUGCCAGCAGAAGAUUCAGCAUACCAUUUACUAAAGUGUUUCUUAACAUAUGACCCAGCCUCUCGUAUAUCAGCCAUUAGAGCAGAGGAACACCCGUUCUUUUUUGAAGAUUUGUCACUAUUAGAUAUUUAACAUCUACACACUUGUCUCCACUUCAUAAACAAUACAUGUUGUAAAUAAACUGCAUACCAUGAAACCUUUGUAUGAUCAAUUUAAUUACAUAUUACUAUUGUGUGCACCUGCUUAAGGAGAUGUACGCCCCAUUAACAUUCAUGCGUACUCUGAAUCUGAGGAUAUCUUAUAGUAACCCCCCAGGAGCAUUGAUCUGCGUGCUUAAAAGGCAAGACUAUGUAGCACUAGAAUGCCAAUAAUAGUAACUUACGCAAAUAUUGACAAUAGUAAGCUGGUCAAAAGAGAAUAAGCAACCAAGGAAACACGAUAAACGGGGUUCACUGGAGACAUA
Messenger RNA from Rhizopus microsporus ATCC 52813, 1499 nucleotides. RefSeq names its product putative Cdk1-cyclin-dependent kinase 1. Gene Ontology annotation, cellular component: nucleus; cyclin-dependent protein kinase holoenzyme complex; cytoplasm. Bases 383 to 1168 code for a protein of 261 amino acids. The record is from RefSeq and is a predicted model, not a curated record. Gene Ontology annotation, biological process: regulation of G2/M transition of mitotic cell cycle; regulation of gene expression; G1/S transition of mitotic cell cycle. Lineage: Eukaryota; Fungi; Mucoromycota; Mucoromycetes; Mucorales; Rhizopodaceae. The transcript has 7 exons. Gene Ontology annotation, molecular function: cyclin binding; cyclin-dependent protein serine/threonine kinase activity; ATP binding.